This is a messenger RNA of Sipha flava (yellow sugarcane aphid), 1730 nucleotides long. RefSeq names its product alpha-tubulin N-acetyltransferase 1-like. The record is from RefSeq and is a predicted model, not a curated record. Bases 424 to 1269 code for a protein of 281 amino acids. The transcript is spliced from 9 exons. Lineage: Eukaryota; Metazoa; Arthropoda; Insecta; Hemiptera; Aphididae. Gene Ontology annotation, biological process: alpha-tubulin acetylation. Gene Ontology annotation, cellular component: microtubule. Gene Ontology annotation, molecular function: tubulin N-acetyltransferase activity.
UCGUGUUCGGCGAGAGGGACUCGUCAUCGGAAUUACAAUUUCACCGGAAGUCCAGCCGCCGAGUGCAUACGCGGCCGAGCGUUACCCCCGCGCCGGCCCACCAGCCGCCACGAAGGUUCGAACCUAGUCCGCGGGGGUUGGAGAGAACCGCGUGGCGCGCGUGCGCAGUGGUCGCGGGGCCGGUGUACGUUGCACAACUUUACCACACCCGCGUCGGACGCGUUUCUUCCGCAGUAUCGUUUCAACUGGCUUUCGUUUCGUAUUUAUCUCUCUCGCGACACCUUCAAUUCUUAUCGCGCGCGAGAACACCGCGAACCUCGAUCCAGACGCACAACCGCUGCAGCCAUUGUCGCACACUCAUGUAAUCCUAAACGAUACGUAUAUCCAGUAUCGACGGCUUGAAUUCAACUAACCUUAUACGUCAUGGAGUUCCAGUUCAAUAUCAAGAAUGUAGCCACUGAGGAGAUGCUUAAAGUCGACAACACGUUGAUGGCAGUUGGACACGAAGAAAACUCAGAUUUAAAAAAUUGUAUGGCCAAGAUCAUUGAUGAGAUGGGCAAAGCAUCAGCAGUGGCGCAAGAGUUAAAAACGCCUGUUACCAGUGCUGACAAGCUUGUCAACUCAGAUCACAUAGUCUACUUGAUGACUGAACAUGAUAAGCCAGGGCAUUUUACUGUUGUCGGAAUUUUGAAGAUGGGAUGGAAAAAGUUGUUUCUCUACGAUAAAGCAGGUUCCCGAUCCGAAGCCUUGGUGUACUGUUUAUUGGAUUUUUACAUUCACGAGUCCAAACAGCGUAAAGGCUAUGGAAAACGUUUGAUCGAAUAUAUGUUACAGGAUAUUGAUUUAGAAGCCAAACAUUUAGCCAUUGACAAGCCUACUAAAAAGCUAAUGCAGUUCAUGUGGAAGCAUUUCCAACUAUCUAAAUUAGUAAACCAAGGAAACAAUUUUGUGAUUUUUGAAGAAUUUUUCGAUGAAUCUUUGGAUGAAAAGAAUCAUGAUAAUUCAGGGCAUAGAGCAUCAGCUUAUCAGCGACAGCCUAAGUUUGGAAGGCACGGAGCCCACAAACAUCAUGAUUCUAUGGGCGAAAUUGUUCAAGGUGAAGGUGAUGCUGCAUUUGUAAAGCAUAAGUACAAUCCUGACACUGAAUUCGUUAAUAAUCAAUUCAAAGAGGAAAACCCACAUCCUGAAAAUCUUGGUGCAUUUCAAACUGACAGGGAUGGAAAUUCUGUGAAACGAGAUCUUAAAUUUCAUCACAAUUCUUUAUGGUGAAUCAAAAACUAAUUGUGUAUACCACCAGUUUCCAAACUUUUCAUUCAAGAUUCCCCAAAAUUAAAAUUUGAGUCUCCCAUGAAUAAAUUAAAUAAGAUACAGAUUACAAUAAUUAUUUGACUCUUAACUGUUUAAAUAUACCAAAUAAUUUGACUUGUACAUCAAAUUAGUAUGAAAGUAAAGUGAUAUUUUCACUCCAUGUCUUUUCCGAUAUAAACUUUUAAAGGAGACCUAACAGUUUGGAAACAGCUGGUGUAUAUCAAUAAUAUUCCAUUAUCCUAUUUAAUGCCAUUAAUAUAAAAUAUUAAUUUCAAUCAAGCUUUUAUUUGUAAUUGUAUUAUUUUAAUGAUUAUAAUUGUUCAAGCAAAUUUAACUUUUAUUUUAACUAAUUAAAAUGUUCUCUAACAAUGAACCAUAGUUCCUCAAUUGAGUUUUAAUAAUGUUUAAAAUUACAUUUUUUA